ACUUGGACUCCACUUUCCCCCAGCAGACCCCGCCUCCGGGCCGCCGACCGCGGCGACCAUGGUCUCCAAGUCCGACCAACUGCUCAUCGUCGUGUCCAUCCUAGAAGGUCGCCAUUUCCCCAAACGUCCAAAGCAUAUGCUUGUAGUAGAAGCAAAGUUUGAUGGAGAACAGUUGGCUACAGAUCCUGUGAACCACACUGAUCAGCCAGAAUUUGCAACUGAGUUAGCCUGGGAAAUUGACAGGAAAGCACUUCAUCAGCACAGGCUACAGCGUACUCCUAUCAAACUUCAGUGUUUUGCCUUGGAUCCUUCAUCUUCAGCCAAGGAAACCAUAGGUUACAUUGUUCUGGACUUAAGAACUGCUCAAGAAACAAAACAGGCACCAAAAUGGUACCAGUUGCUGAGUAAUAAAUACACCAAGUUCAAGUCUGAGAUACAGAUAAGCAUUGCUUUGGAAACAGAUACAAAGGCACCAGUGGAUAGUUUUAAAGCAAAAGGAGCCCCCCCUCGAGAAGGAAAAGUAGCUGCCAACCUGUCUGGACUCGACCCCAAGGACAUUGUGGCAGUGCUGAAUGAAGAGGGAGGCUACCAUCAGAUUGGACCAGCAGAGUGUUGUACCGAUUCCUUCAUUAUGUCAGUGACCAUCGCAUUUGCCACCCAGCUGGAGCAGUUAAUUCCAUGUACCAUGAAACUUCCAGAAAGACAGCCUGAGUUUUUCUUUUACUACUCUUUACUGGGAAAUGAUGUUACAAAUGAACCAUUCAAUGAUUUGAUCAACCCAAACUUUGAGCCAGAGAGAGCAUCUGUUCGCAUACGUAGCAGUGUAGAAAUUCUUCGUGUUUACCUGGCUCUUCAGUCUAAACUACAGAUCCAUCUCUGCUGUGGAGACCAGUCACUUGGGAGUACAGAAAUACCUUUAACUGGAUUACUGAAAAAGGGCAGUACCGAAAUCAACCACCGCCCAGUCACAGUCGAGGGUGCUUUUACCCUUGACCCUCCAAACCGAGCCAAACAGAAGCUUGCACCUACUCCUGUUGAGCUAGCUCCGACUGUGGGAGUAUCUGUGGCUCUGCAGAGAGAAGGCAUAGACUCCCAGUCUUUAAUUGAAUUAAAGACCCAGAAUGAACAUGAGCCAGAGCAUUCAAAGAAGAGAGUUUUAACCCCCAUAAAGGAGAAGACACUUACUGGGCCAAAAUCACCAAGCAUGUCCCCCGUUCCACCUCACAACCAGUCACCUCCAAUAAAAGAUGAUGCUACAGGAAGUGAAGUGGAAAGCUUACAAUAUGACAAGGACACCAAACAGAAUUUAAAGGCCAAUUCUUCUGUACCUGCUUCACUGGCUCAGCCAGCGAUUACAUCCAAUGCUUCAGAAACAGCUUCUGGACAGAAGAUUGCUGUUCCAGCAACAUCACAUCAUUUUUGCUUUUCAAUAGACUUGAGGAGUAUCCAUGCCUUGGAAAUUGGUUUCCCAAUCAACUGUAUAUUAAGUAGGAUUCCAUUGCUGGUUGAAUUAUGGCAUAAGGAUAAAAUGAGUAAAGAUUUACUUCUGGGAAUUGCAAGAAUCCAGCUUUCUAACAUCUUGUCUUCAGAAAAAACUCGCUUUUUAGGUUCUAAUGCUGAACAGUGCUGGCGUCAGACUUACAGUGAAAGUGUCCCUGUUAUAGCAGCACAAGGGUCAAAUAACAGGAUAGUAGACCUUUCUUACACAAUGACUCUAGAAGAUUAUGGACUGGUAAAAAUGCGUGAGAUCUUUGUCUCUGAUUCAUCUCAGGGUGUAUCUGCUGUACAACAGAAGCCAUCUUCUCUUCCUCCAGCACCUUGUCCUUCAGAGAUCCAGACAGAGCCUCGGGAAACUUUAGAAUACAAAGCAGCACUUGAACUAGAAAUGUGGAAGGAGAUGCAAGAAGACAUUUUUGAAAAUCAGCUAAAGCAGAAAGAACUGGCUCAUAUGCAGGCUCUUGCAGAGGAAUGGAAGAAAAGGGACCGAGAGAGAGAAUCACUAGUAAAGAAAAAGGUGGCCGAAUAUACUAUUCUAGAAGGAAAACUUCAAAAAACCCUAAUUGACUUAGAGAAGCGAGAGCAGCAGCUUGCUAGUGCAGAGUCAGAGCUUCAAAGAGAAAAAAAGGAAUUGCAAUCAGAACGUGAACGGAACAUGCAAGAACUUCAGGAUUGUAUCCGUAGAGCCAAAGAAGACUGUGUUCACCAAGUAGAACUAGAAAAGUUAAAGAUUAAGCAGCUAGAAGAGGAUAAACACCGACUUCAGCAGCAGCUUACUGAUGCUGAAAAUAAGUAUAAGAUUUUGGAAAAAGAAUUCCAACAGUUCAAGGAUCAGCAAAGCAACAAACCAGAAAUCCGUUUGCAGUCUGAAAUAAAUCUUCUCACCUUGGAAAAGGUUGAACUUGAAAGAAAGUUGGAAUCUGCAACUAAGUCUAAACUGCAUUAUAAGCAGCAAUGGGGACGGGCUUUGAAAGAACUUGCCAGACUUAAACAGAGGGAGCAAGAAAGUCAAAUGGCUCGUCUUAAAAAACAGCAAGAAGAAUUGGAACAGAUGAGACUGCGUUACCUGGCUGCUGAGGAAAAAGAUACAGUAAAAACUGAGCGACAAGAAUUGUUGGACAUAAGAAAUGAAUUGAACAGGUUAAGGCAACAAGAACAAAAACAGUACCAGGAUUCCAGAGAGAUUGCAAGUGGAAAAAUGGAUGGCCCACAUGGUAAUGCAUUGGAAGAAGGUCUGGAUGAUUAUUUGACUCGCCUAAUAGAAGAAAGGGAUACUUUGAUGAGAACGGGUGUGUAUAAUCACGAGGAUCGAAUAAUAAGCGAACUUGACCGACAGAUCAGAGAGAUUUUGGCAAAAAACAAUGCCAGUAAUUAAUAACAUUUGGAAAAAUCUUUGUAGAGACUCCGAGUCUAAAUUUUAAUUUCGUUGUAAAACCCUUAAAAGUGAAGAAAAUGGAUGCUUUA
This is a messenger RNA of Propithecus coquereli (Coquerel's sifaka), 2961 nucleotides long. It is a transcript of the gene CEP120, whose product is annotated as centrosomal protein 120kDa. Gene Ontology annotation, biological process: interkinetic nuclear migration; positive regulation of centriole elongation; centrosome cycle. The transcript has 19 exons. NCBI's taxonomy places the organism in Eukaryota, Metazoa, Chordata, Mammalia, Primates, Indriidae. The record is from RefSeq and is a predicted model, not a curated record. Gene Ontology annotation, cellular component: centriole; centrosome. Bases 59 to 2872 code for a protein of 937 amino acids.